AUGUCGCAUGCUAUUUGCAGGUUGAAGAUAAAAUAUGGUAUAAUAUCUAUGUUGAAGUACCGAAUACCAUUAUGGAAACGGGUUGCUUAAAUUUCAGAUUCUAUGGAUCUUUCCUUCCAGAGUGAUGGCUCUGCAGAAGCACGAUUAACCACAGACACAAAUAAGAAGCACCAAGACAUUUCAAAGCAAAAGACCAUAGGUGCGCCUGUGAUAGUGGAAACUCUGUCAGAAGAUUUAUCCUUGUUGAGCAUACCUGAAGUAUUUAAACAAAGAGAACAAACAAGAGCCAAAAACAAUGUCUUCGACAGUAGUGAAUUACAUAUGUCGAGUAUGAGUGAGGCCUCUGUUAUUGUUGCUGAAUCGUUAAAUUCAAACAGUUCAUGCUCAUACAAUCAAGAAAAUGAUACUAAUGUUGCAUCAUCAUCUAAGAAUCGCAAAUUACCCAAAGAUAAGAAGCAAAGUUACGAUUGUGAUACACUUACUAGUCCAGGGAAACAUUUAGCUUCGAUUAUAAAAGCAAAAAAACCCAAUAUAUGCGAAGGAAACAGUGGCUCUGAUGUUGAUAAUAUACAAGACAAUACUUUGAAAAUGGAAGCUUCAAGUUGUAAGGAAACUCUUCUCAUUAAUCAGCAACCAAUACGAUUUUAUUGCCUACAGAACAAAGUAGCUGUCGUUAUGUCAAAAGAUGCACAAUUUUGCUUUACUGGAAAAUUAGUCGCGCAAGUGAUUUAUGGUGCAAUAGAAGUUUAUGGAUACGUUAUUACUGCACAGAACAAUCCAAUGGAAAUUUAUUCACCCAGAGGAUACAGUAACGUUUCGAUUAAAGCGAGCGAAAAAUUUUCGCAAAAUGUCGGGUCAGAUAUUUGGGUGUUUCUUUCCAAAGAAGGUAUUUAUCAAAACCAAGAAAACAGAUUGGUCGACGAGAUCAAACAGAUUAAACCUGGCGUGACGAUUGUCUUGUUAUCCAACUUGGAAAACAAAUUGACCAGAUUUUUACAUGUCUUUUAUCCGUUUAAACUAUUUCCGGAAAUAAAAAAUGUACCUUAUCAUUCUUGGAUCGACACCAAAAGGGCUGAGAGAAUAUUACAAUCGAAUCUUUAUGUUGAUAAUCACGCGUGUAAAGAAAUAAUUGUUGAUCCACGUGUUGCGCAAGAAGUUGCUGAUAAAAUAUUGACUCGUUGGAAUGCGAACGAAUGGUCGUGUACUUUAAUAGCCGGUGGGAAGAGCGUUGGAAAAUCAACUACGAUGCGCUACUUGAUAAACAGUCUGCUACCUGUUUCAAAAAUGGUAGUUCUCUUGGAUGUUGAUCCAGGACAAACAGAAUGCACGCCAGCCGGCUGUAUAUCGUACAGUUUGAUCGAACAACCCUUGAUGGGACCAAAUUUCACGCAUUUAAAGACUCCGGUUUUCCAAGUGUAUAUCGGAGAUGUAAACGUGUCACGAUGCAUUACACGAUAUAUCGAGAGUAUCAAAAUGUUAGUUGACAAAUUGUCAAGUUGUCCAAUUUUGUCACGACUACCUAUUGUCAUAAACACAAUGGGUUUUUCACAAGGUAUUGGUUGGGACAUUAUUUUAUUUACAAUCAAAUUGAUUCGACCUUCUUUCGUGGUACAGAUUAUGUCUGAAAAGCCAAAAAAUAAUUAUAUUGGAUAUUUAAGUAAAGAAGUAGUAAAUCAACAGGUAAUUGCUACUAUUUCCACCAAUAGCAUUAUUCAAAUAAUAGAUGUGACGGAAGAAACGCAUUAUUUAUAG
Heterotrigona itama is the source of this 1752-nucleotide messenger RNA. NCBI's taxonomy places the organism in Eukaryota, Metazoa, Arthropoda, Insecta, Hymenoptera, Apidae. The record is from the annotation of a GenBank genome assembly.